AUGGCCGCUUCCAAGACGCCCCACAGGCCGAUUAACGCAUACCGAGUGCCAGCCAUGUUUCGUAACCUCUCAUACAAGCUGACUUCAGCGCUUUCUUCACCCCAGGUGCCCACGCUAAAAAAUAACGACGAGUUCACCACAGUCAAAAAAACGGAUGAGCUAUUUCCGACCACCGACCCUGCGGUAGAUGGCGACGAUUGCCUGCACGACUGCGCAAGUUGCAGCAUCAAGUACCCGCGCAAGUUUGAGAUCGACGAAACCGAGGAGUUGUAUGGGCAUGUGAAAGGAUGGAGUACACACAUGAUUGUCGCGACUGGCAAGACGGAUUGGGUGCGCGAUGUUGCAGAUGAGGAGGGGAGUAUAAUGGAAGCGGUUGGGAAAGGGGACACAAAACCGAGCAACGGGAAAUUAAUGUUGUCCGCCUCCGACAUACCUGUCCCAGACCAUUCCGACCACAGCUCAAUGGUUCUACUUCUCCCAUCAUGGCAGUUUAUAGAAAAUGUCACGCCUGCAAACAUACCAGAAGUCAUAACCAGCUUCGUCAAUCCCGGCCCAACCAACAACACCCCGUUGCGCAAGCAAACAGCGUCGGUGUCACCGCCUGAAAUGCCGUCGGAUAAGCCUUCUUCCGCCGAGUCGGUGACCGAACCCACCACAACCACGCAAUCAAUACCCGCGACUCUUCCGCUCAAGGCACGACCAUGCCCACACAAAUACUUGAUCUUGAUGUGCAGUCAGAAGACCAGAGAUGCACGGUGUGGUCAAUCAGCGCCCUUACUCCGGAAAGAGUUCGAGCGCUUACUGAGGCCUAUGGGGUUAUACCGCGAUCUGCACGACGAGCGACCGGGUGGUGUAGGAAUAUACUUCAUAAGCCAUGUCGGAGGUCAUAAAUUCUCGGCAAACGUCAUGAUCUAUCGACACUCGUCGGUCGCCUCUCAGCAGAAGGAGACCAAUGGCGUUGCUAACGGACAUGUCCAUGGAGCACAGAAGCGACUGGGGGACCUCAAGCUCGAAGAUGACAACGGCCAAGAGGUCCUAUUGGAUGCGAACAAAGAGCAGGAGGCAGAGGGCAACGGUGAGGCUGCACAGUGCAUAUGGCUCGCGCGAGUCAAGCCAGAGGACUGCGAAAACAUCAUCAAAUACACAGUACUACAAGGCAAGGUGGUCAAGCCAGAAAGACAGUUAAGGGGCGGAUUCGAUCGGUGUAAACAGCUGGCUAGCUGUCACGAGGGGAACUUCCGCGAAGACUUCCAUGCUAGGAUGAGCACUGAUGCAUGCGGAAACAUCUACGACCCCUCGUAUCAAGGUGCAGAAGAAUCUACCGGCGGAGAGUCUGCUGUCAGGGCUAGAUCUGAUCAAAGACGCUUGAAGGAAAUGGGUAGUUCUGUUUCUAGAGAAAAUAGGAGGGCAGGUGUGGUCAUAAUCGCAGACUUUCUGAACAAACUGUUCCAGAGGGAUGACGAUGACGAAUCGGGAGAAAAGAUCGAGCGUAGGAAUAAUAGACCCUAA
Pyrenophora tritici-repentis Pt-1C-BFP is the source of this 1509-nucleotide messenger RNA. RefSeq names its product sucrase-ferredoxin domain containing protein. Lineage: Eukaryota; Fungi; Ascomycota; Dothideomycetes; Pleosporales; Pleosporaceae. The record is from RefSeq and is a predicted model, not a curated record.